GUAGUUGCGGUUUUUUCUCUGUGAUUAGUACCUGCUGCCUUUGCCUUGUUCUUUCUUUGCUGUUCCCCUUUCAAUGCCAUGUUCUUCUUUCUCUCUCUAAAACCCCAACUUUCUCUCUCUACCCUUUUUCACUCCCCCUUCUUUUUCUCUCUUCUUUUCCUUUCCCAUUCUUUGUCUUAGCCCCCUUUUUUUUGGGUUUUUUUCAGCUGAUCUUUGUCCAUGGAUUUUGAUUAGCUUUUCUGUUGAUUUUCUGGGAAAAAAGGUUUGAUCUCUUUUGGGUAGUUUAUGGAGGAAAUUAUCAGCACCUUUCUCAAUUCUUUUUUAAUAAUUAGUAAAUUGACAAAUUUAUGAGUUUUUUUUUGGUUUUAAAUUAUUUGUUUUCUGAUUAAGAUAGGAAAAAAAACCCAAAUUUAAGAUUCCUUUUUUCUUCUCCUUUUUUGCAAAUUAUAAAGUUUUUCAGUCAUCAAUCUUUAUUUGUUUCUUUUUAUCUUUUGGCCGAUUCUGAGAUUUUUUUUUUGUUUUGUUUUUUAUUGGGAAAAACCACUUUAUGAGAUUGAAUUUGUUGAUUGAUGUGAUCAUUUAGAUUGAAACAAGAAAAAGGGUAUCUGGAAAUUGUAGUAUAAGAUCAUUAUUUUAGUGAUUUGAAGGGGAAAAAAAACUCAAACAGGGUAUGUUUAUUUAGCUGUGAUUUCAAUAGGGUUUGCUUUAAGAUUUAGAAUUUUAAGGUGUUUGAAGAACAAAUUCAAGGUAUACUAUCAAUCAUUGAAUUGAAAAAAAAAAGUAUGUAACAGAAAUUGAACAUUAGCUAGAAAAAUAAGAAAAGGGGGUGUUUGUUUGAACAAUUAGUGACGGAUCCAUCAAAAGAAACAGGGGUUAUUACUGUGUGGCUGGUCUGGAUUGCAUAUUAAGCAUUAUCAGGGCCCUCAGAAUGGGGUCCUGCUUUUCUGCUGAAAGCAGGAGCCCUCUCCCUGGUUCGCCUCUAUCUCCACAUUUGGCGAACAUGAAGAAGAGGAACUCGAGGAAGAGACUCGGUUCUCGAGGCUCUUCCUUCGAAUACCGUAAGGACGAAGCGUUGCAUAGGAUUCCAGGGAGGUUUUUCUUGAAUGGGUCCACUGAUGUUGCUUCACUCUUUACUCAACAGGGCAAGAAAGGAACCAACCAAGAUGCCAUGAUUGUUUGGGAGAAUUUCGGUUCGAGAACAGAUACGGUAUUCUGUGGUAUUUUUGACGGGCACGGUCCGUACGGUCAUUUGGUAGCAAAGAGGGUGAGAGACCAUCUUCCGUUAAAGCUGAGUGCUCAUUGGGAAGCUAAUGUAUCCAGUGAGGAUGUUUUUAGAGACUUCAGUUUAGGAAGCAUGACCUCUGAAAAUAUGUCUCUUUUAUCAGUAGACAAGGAAUCUAGGCCUUCCAUAGAUUUUCUGGAAUCAGAAAAGCACCCCGAUAUCUUCGAGACCCUUAAAGAGUCUUUUCUUAAGGCUUUCAAAGCGAUGGACAGGGAACUUAGGGUGCACCCAAGUAUUGAUAGCUUCUGCAGUGGGACAACGGCUGUAACUUUAGUCAAGCAGGGUCCAUAUCUUGUCAUUGGAAAUCUUGGGGACUCCAGAGCUGUGUUGGGUACGAGGGACAAAAACAAUAUGCUUACUGCAGUUCAGUUAACUGUCGAUCUCAAACCGAAUCUUCCCGCGGAAGCAGAGAGGAUUCGAAGAUGUAAAGGUCGUGUAUUUGCUCUUCGUGAUGAACCUGAGGUUACCCGAGUUUGGCUACCAAACAAUGAUUCACCUGGCCUUGCCAUGGCUCGGGCUUUCGGAGAUUUUUGCCUAAAGGAUUUUGGCCUGAUCUCGGUGCCCGAAAUAACUUUUCGGCACUUAACGGAAAAUGACGAAUUUGUUGUCUUGGCUACAGAUGGGAUAUGGGAUGUCCUUUCAAAUGAAGAAGCAGUGGAGAUUAUAGGAUCUGCCCCAGCUCGUUCCUCUGCGGCUCGAGCAUUAGUUGAGGUAGCAAUCCGAGCUUGGAGAUAUAAAUACCCAACUUCAAAAGUCGAUGAUUGUGCUGUUGUUUGCCUCUUCCUCGAUUCUAAUUCGAACCAUUUGUCGACCGCUUCUAACGGCAAUACCGAAGUGCAGCCAACUUCGAAGGACCAACUCGACAAUGACAUCGAGGAAAACAAUAAUCUCGAUGUAUUGACCCCUCUCAACCAGUCCGGGAUCACCAGAACAGAAGAAGAAACAUCCCUAGAAGGGAACGAAGAUCCCUCAAAGCUGGAGGAUAUGAAUUCGGACAUGGGAAUAAAUUGGUCUGCCCUCGAAGGGGUGUCUCGUGUCAAUACGCUCGUUAAUCUCCCGAGGUUUAUUCCGGAAAAGGAGAAGGCUGGGAAGUAAAAAGGUACCUUGCUUUUCCCUUGGAUUAAAAUUUUUGUAACUUUUUUUUUCCAUGCAUUUUAGUGUGGGUAGAAUUGGAAAUUUUUGUAAAUCCAGCUCUAUCUUAUAUUUUAUCUUUUCCCCCUUAAUUUUUAUUAUUUUUAUCAUUUCAAGGUUCAUGUGUGAUUUGUUGGUAACUUCAUAUGCUGGUAAUAAAUUUGUUGACAAUGAAAGCUUCUUUAGGGUUUAAAUUGAGAUGAUAUUCCAUCC
Messenger RNA from Gossypium raimondii (Peruvian cotton), 2626 nucleotides. Its product is annotated as probable protein phosphatase 2C 33. The transcript is spliced from 5 exons. The record is from RefSeq and is a predicted model, not a curated record. Gene Ontology annotation, biological process: protein dephosphorylation. Lineage: Eukaryota; Viridiplantae; Streptophyta; Magnoliopsida; Malvales; Malvaceae. The coding region runs from base 929 to 2377 and encodes 482 amino acids. Gene Ontology annotation, molecular function: protein serine/threonine phosphatase activity.